Messenger RNA from Centrocercus urophasianus (Greater sage-grouse), 1080 nucleotides. RefSeq names its product zona pellucida-binding protein 1-like. Gene Ontology annotation, cellular component: extracellular region; zona pellucida receptor complex; acrosomal vesicle. Gene Ontology annotation, biological process: acrosome assembly; binding of sperm to zona pellucida. The coding region runs from base 281 to 532 and encodes 83 amino acids. The transcript has 4 exons. The record is from RefSeq and is a predicted model, not a curated record. Lineage: Eukaryota; Metazoa; Chordata; Aves; Galliformes; Phasianidae.
UUAAUUUUGUUUAUAAGUUAAGAAUUUAAAGUGACAAUUUUAUUUGCAAAUAUGUAACUCAUUUUUUCAUGCGUUUUCCUCAUCAUCAUUUGCAUUUUUUCCUGCAGCUUAUUCUGAUCCUCAGUAUUACUAUGAACUGACAGUCCAGUACCAUGCAGCCCCCUGCAAUAGUUUUCGUAACACUUCUUUUGGGAAGGCGUUGCUUCAGAUACUCAGCAAGCUCGCUGCUGACCUUUCAUGUGAGGUUUCAUUAAUUAAGUCAGAAUGCCACCAUGUAAAAAUGCAGAGAGGAGGCCUACAGAACAAAACGUUCUUUACAUUUUCAGUUACUUGCUUAGACACAGAAAACAACAAACCAUGUCCACAAAGUGCUUGUGAUGCACCUCAUAGAUUAUACAAGGCAAAGGACCUCAUAGAGAGAUUCUUUGAGAAAGAGGUGGAAAUUAGGAAGAAAAGUUCUGAACCAUGGCCUGAAAUAUACUACAUUGAAGAUGCAUCUUUGGCAGAUAUGGAGGCAAGAUUUCACAUCUGAAGUACCUGAAGCAGUCCUGAAACAUGUCUGCUUACUACUUCCCAUGGCUGCAGAUGUCCUUCUGCCAGUAUUCUCAGACAUAUACUCUUCUCUUUCAUUUACCUCUUGGUAUAAUUAAUCUUUGCCAGAAUCCUAAACAUCAUAUCAUGUGCAGUAUAGCCGAAAGAGUCCUCUGCUGUAUAGCAGUCCAUUGUUCUGCCUCAAAGCAAGAUAAGAGUUUUCACUGACAGAUGUAUCCUGCAUGAUCUUAACAACCUCUAAGGUUAGACUUCACAGACUCCUGAGGACAUGGAACUCAGUACUGAAAAUCCUUACCGUUGGAAAGCUUUAUUUUAAGAAAUUUUUGUGGUUUCCCUUGAUUUUGUUUAUACCUGUUACUCCUUGUUAUGUGUCAGCAAAUGUGUUAGCAACAGCUUUUGUAUGUCCUAGAAGAUUCCUACCAUUUUCUCUUUCUGAUAUUGCCUUCAUUGAAAUAAAAGUUCAGUCUUUUCGGUCAUGUUUUGGCUUACGGCCUCUGCAGAGCGUUACUUCUAUCUACUGCAUUUUAA